AUGGAAUUGAACCAGCAGUCCAUUCAUGAUGUCAUUCAUCCCACGGCGGCAUUCUCUACCGUGUUGCCUCACAACAACGAGGGCAAACACUCUCCGCCGCCGUCGCCCAUUCCGUGGAGUAAUUCUUGGCUAAAUCCAAAGAACCGCAUCGACAGCCUUGAUCCUCCUGCCAAUCCUCUUUGGCGCAUUGACGGCUGCACUGCUUUUGGUACUCAGAUCUAUGCACUUCCCCUCUUCCUCGAUCCCAUUCGGCCCUACCGAGUUGAUGUGUUCAUUCCAGAGCCCGCCACGCUCUCUGGAAACCUUCGCGAGGUUCUCGGACUUGAUGCCGCCUUCUACACGCGGGAGUCGUCCCGAAUUUCACAUCUUGGCAUCGUACCUCAUGUUCUCCGCAUUCUGCAGCACUGGACGUCGACUUUGGACGAGCCGUUGCAGUUAUACGAGGGCCUUCCAUUUGGAUCCAGGAUCGUCUUCCACAGCCUGUCGGAAAAUAUUGCCGACACUCGCAUCACCAUCGCUCCGACAUACUACCUAGAACGUCAGAUGCUGUCCUUGACGUCUUUGCAGACGUUUUGGAACGAUGUGGUUGAUUUUCCACCCGCCGUCGACAUUGACGACCUGGAAUAUGUGGCACAACUGCAUGAUAGUGUUUGCUCCGUCAGGUUCCAAGGAAAGAGCUUCAUAUUCAAGGCCAUCACCAGCUACACCAAAUACCUCUAUCACGAACUGAGGCAGCUGCUCAUCAUGCCGCAUCAUCCUAACAUCAUUUCGCCACCCGUUCACUUGGUCACCAAAAAAUGCAGCUUCGGCAGCAAGGUUGCCGUCGUGGGCUUCACCUUGGAGAAUCACACCCACGGCAGCCUGCGAGAUCUCAUCCCUUUCCUCCAACUACAUGGGCAGGUGUCUCUGUUUGACAAAGUAAAAUGGUCUGUCCAACUGGCUGCUGCGCUGGCACAUCUUCGCCAAAGUUCACGAAUAUUUUAUCCCGACCUGCGACUCGACAACAUCGUGCUUUCCAGGUCAUGGGAUGCCAUUAUGAUAGAUUUCGAGCAGCGCGGUGUUUGGUGCGAGUUUGCCGCCCCCGAGGUCAACGCCAUCGACUACGUGCGCCUUCUCGCCAUGGAUGACGAGAUAAAUCCGAAAAUUCGGGCCAUCUAUGCCGAUAUCAUGACGGAGAUUCUCCCUGGCUGGCAGGAGAUGACCGAGGGAGAAGAUUACACAUGGCCCACCGAAGGUUACAACAUUCCAUGGUUGUGCCUCACCGAAACUGAGCGAGAAGCUUGCGAGGUCUACAUGCUUGGACGGGUACUCUGGUGUAUAUUUGAGGCAAAGAGCGCUCCUCAGAGAGCGUCGGUUUGGCUGUCGUACCGCUGGGAGCCACUCGUUGAGUUCCCUUCAUAUACGACGACACCCCAACCUAUUAGGGAGCUCAUUGACUGGUGCACCAGGGGCCGGCAACCUGGGCUGAGCAAAUACAUUGUCCGAGAGAACGACAAGCUCGUAAUACGCAGUCUCGAGAAUACGGGCAAGUCGACAGCGCAUGAGGUGCUGGAGACGGCGCGUCACUGGUGGGCUCAAGAGAUUCAGGCUUCAGAGUCUUGGAUUAAGAAAAGGGCGGAGGGCAUGUCAAAAGGCGACUGGAACGAGAAUUACUACGAACGUCCUAGCCUUCUGGAGGUUCACCAGGCACUCAUGGUGUUUCAGACCACCAACACGGAUUGA
This is a messenger RNA of Drechmeria coniospora, 1722 nucleotides long. RefSeq names its product Protein kinase-like domain protein. Gene Ontology annotation, biological process: protein phosphorylation. The transcript has a single exon. The record is from RefSeq and is a predicted model, not a curated record. The coding region runs from base 1 to 1722 and encodes 573 amino acids. Gene Ontology annotation, molecular function: protein kinase activity; ATP binding. Lineage: Eukaryota; Fungi; Ascomycota; Sordariomycetes; Hypocreales; Ophiocordycipitaceae.